AUGCUUUUGCGAUCAAAUUUAGCAAAGAAGGUCAAUGAGAAAUAUCAAAGCUUCACUUUUAUGAAUAGAAAUGUUAAUAGUAUAGUCAAAAGAUAUAUUGCAUCGCAACCCUUAGGGAUAAAUAUUCCUGAACCGCCACCCAGAGAAUUUUUACCUAAUGGAGAACCUAAAACGUAUCGAUUGAAUCAGAGAUAUUAUAACCAUAAGUACGACUGGGAAAGAUGGACAUUAAGACCAGCUGGAGUUUUUCACACCUAUUUAUAUGGAGAAUUUGCAAAAGAUCAUAGACCCCUAUUAGCCUGGUUAUUACAAUAUCCUUUACCCAUAGCUUUUAUUCCAUACUUUUUAUUUGCCUUUGGUUUAUCCUUUACUUUUCAUCAUGUUUCAUAUUUGGGCAUAAAACCGAAGAGAUUUACUGUUGAAUGGGUAGAAGCUAAUAAGGAAAGAGAACGAGCUGAAAACACGAACCCAGUUACCAGAUAUCUCGACCGUAGAAGAAAAGAAAGAGGACCACAUUGGAUUUUGGAGGACUUUUUACCCCCACAUCCAUGUUACUUACACAUGAGUAAAUAUCAUCAUGACACUGAACUUUUGCGAAAGCGAGAAGAAGAAGCUGCAGAAAAAGAGUGA
Messenger RNA from Plasmodium gonderi, 630 nucleotides. Its product is annotated as Cg8 protein. NCBI's taxonomy places the organism in Eukaryota, Apicomplexa, Aconoidasida, Haemosporida, Plasmodiidae. The record is from RefSeq and is a predicted model, not a curated record. Bases 1 to 630 code for a protein of 209 amino acids. The transcript has a single exon. Gene Ontology annotation, biological process: mitochondrial electron transport, cytochrome c to oxygen.